This is a messenger RNA of Spinacia oleracea (spinach), 701 nucleotides long. Its product is annotated as mitotic-spindle organizing protein 1A. Gene Ontology annotation, cellular component: interphase microtubule organizing center; spindle; gamma-tubulin ring complex. Gene Ontology annotation, biological process: microtubule nucleation by interphase microtubule organizing center; mitotic spindle assembly; gamma-tubulin complex localization. Lineage: Eukaryota; Viridiplantae; Streptophyta; Magnoliopsida; Caryophyllales; Amaranthaceae. The transcript has 2 exons. The record is from RefSeq and is a predicted model, not a curated record. Bases 280 to 489 code for a protein of 69 amino acids.
GGGUAAAAGUUAUCUCGGUGUACAAUAAAUUUAUUGUGCACCUUGUGCGCGCAAGACCUUUUGAAUCUCUAAUUGCCAAAUUGAGCCACAGGUAUAUCAGUAGAUUUAGUACUGGUUUUCCGCUUCCGCUUCCCCUAUCUAUCUCCUCCAUCGGCCUUCACUCUGAGCAUCACCAUCCUUGUUGAUUUCUUUCCCAAUGCAGUAAUCUGCCGCUACGAUUCCAUUUACUAAGUACUCAACAAAGGAAGGUGAAUCUUUAACUUGGUGAAAAUUGCAUAAAUGGAUUCAGAAGCUGCACGCACUGCGCGAGACUCUUUAGAAUUGGCAUUUCAAAUGUCAAACAUACUUGAUACAGGAGUAGAUCGCCACACUCUCUCUGUCCUAAUCGCAUUAUGUGAUCUUGGCUUAAACCCUGAAGCGCUUGCCGCUGUUGUCAAGGAGCUUAGAACAGACCCCUCACUUCCUUCAACCAUUCCACCUGAUUCCUGAACCUUCACUUUCUUGUUUCUUUUUUGUAUAAAAAUUUAUAUUCUGGAAAAUGCAGCGGAUGUACAAUUUUCAAUGUAUUCCUAAAUUAGCAAGUACUCCCUCCGUCCCGGAAUACUCGGCCCGGUUUGACCGGCACAGAGUUUAAUGUACUUGAAUUGACUUAUUUAAUUUAAUAGGUAGUAGUUGAUUGUGGGGUAUUGUUUUAACACAAA